AUGGCCACGGCGACCGCGUUUUCCACCCUUUCUGUGCCGCCACCUGACGAACACAUGGAGAUGUCGUCUCCAGCCAACGGUCUCCUCGACGAAGAGGACAUCGACAUCGAUUUCGAUGACUACGCCGGCGGCGUUCCUACUGGCGAUGAUGACCAUAUGCUCGAAGAUGCCGACACGCGUCACGGAAUGAACACUGAUGACAUGAUGGAAGACGACCCCUUCACUGCCGAUCAAGCGAGCGUGGCGGAAGAGGUGAUGCGCGACGACGCUAUACCCCCGCCGGUAGAAGAAGAUGAGGAGUUGAUUGAUUAUGGGGAGGAUGACUUUCACGAUGAAGCUACUGAGGAGACCUUCACAUCUCUGCCAGUGGAAGAGGCUGCGCCCGCCACGAUUUCCAGCAUGGUAGAAGUAGACGGGGGAAUCUCCCGAUCACUGGAAGUCGCUGGUGAAGAGACUGCUGCAACUGCUGUGAUCGAUGAAGGACACGCCGGCGUUACGCUAGAAGAAGCACCGCUAACUUCCGCCGCGAAUGCCGACGGUGCAGUCUCUCUCGAGCCGACGGCUGAAGAGCACGAUGUUGCCGCCACGGAGAGUGUCUACGAGUUCGAUGAAACUCACCAUGAUGACGAUCCAGCCCGUUCGGCCUUGGUAGUCGAUACUACCCUGACCACCGAAGACAAUACCCCUGGUACACCCACCGACACCGGUCUCCACCCGAUGACAUGCCGCUAUGGUGACAUGGUCAUGCCACUGUUCAAAUCGAAGCGCCAGCCAGCGGGGCUGUUGAAGGACGACAAUCUCGCCAACCUCAGUUUGGCCGAGCUAAUCCAAAAUUGUAGAGAGAGACUGGCGACGAAGAUAGGUGAUGACAUUGGGGAAGAUCAAGAGCUUGUUCUGAGCUUUGAUCAUUUUGGUCUGAUGCUCGUUGAGGAUACACGCGCCGCGUUUGAGAGCAGCCUCAACGAUGUUCUCGAGGUCUAUCUGCAACUGUACCGCAACGAUGGCGUCGACGAAGCCCCUCCUCUCUCACUCACCCUGUCCCUUCAACUCAAGUUUGCAAGUAGUUUGACAAUGUUCAAGGAGGCUGCGGCAGGUGGACAAGGCAUGUCUCAUUUCAGCUUUCUGCAGCCGGCGGGGGAGGAAGACGUCGUAUAUGGCGAAUACCAUGACGAAGGCGCUGCUGAGCUUCAUGGAGAAGAGGAAGACCCGAAUGAGGAAGAGUUUGAUGAGACCGCGGUUGCGCAUGGCGAAACAGAAGAUGAUCACCUCCAAAACACUGGUGACGCAAAUGGCCAAGACGAGCAAGAAGCCCACGAAGAAGCAGAUUACUACCACGAAGAUGGCGAAGGUGAGACAUACGAUGACCAGAACGGAGAGCAACCGCCACCCGGAUUCGAGCAGCUUCUACAAGGCGAAGCAGCACCAUCCCCACAUGAGGCCUACAACGCGCCCCAGGACCCAGGAGCAAGUAACGAAGAUGCCGGACCAACCGCGAGUACUGCUGUCGCCUCUGCUGGACCUCUGGAAACCGUUCAACCCGCAUCCAAGGAGGCCGGUUCAUCAACACUCCAAGCAGAGACUGGCCUUGACAACACUGGUGAGUACGACUUGAUUGACUGGGACGACGAUUCUCUGACGACCGACCUCUCAGAUCCCUCCGCGGACGGCCAGGAUGAUUUCUCUACCUUCCUCACCGAGUUUGACGAGGAUGACCAAGCUGUCAAGGAGGUCAACGUAGACCACGACAAUUCCAACGUGGAAGCGUCCAUCAGCGUUGGCUUGGUCUCUGAUGAAGCAGCUCAUACUCAAUUGGGCACUGACCUCGAUGAGUUCGGAGAGCAAAACUACGAGGGACAUGAAUCCGCGGAGCACGACGUCGACUUCGAUGAGCAAGAUCCAGGCGACGACCUUGCCGGCGAAGAAGAAGGACAAGACUAUGACCAGGCUGACACACAUGACGAACAGCACCAUGACGCAUCGCAUGAGCUCGACUUCCAGUUUGGCGAAGAGGACGAGCAAUACGACGACUCGCAGAAUUACCAAAACGGCGAUGGCUACGAACACGGGCUGGAGCAUGGCCUGGAAGACGACGAGGGAAUCGAUGACUCUGUCGAUACUGUCGUGCAUCACACCGUUGACGACGCUCCCGCCGAAGACGCACUGGUAGAUUUCGACGACGAGGAACUCGACUUCGGCGAAGACACCACAGACCAGCAUGAAGACGAUGCCACCGCCCCGUCUGCGACUCCGGGCUCCUUACGCGGAAAGCGCUCGUUUGAUGAGCAGGCCGACGCCGAGGACUUUGGAGACAACGAAAGAGAGCUCAAGAAGGCCAGAGCCGGCUGA
Molecule: messenger RNA, 2346 nt
Organism: Neohortaea acidophila
Lineage: Eukaryota; Fungi; Ascomycota; Dothideomycetes; Mycosphaerellales; Teratosphaeriaceae
Exons: 2
Coding region: 1-2346 (781 amino acids)
Source: RefSeq, a predicted model, not a curated record